CUUUAGCGUCGUCAAUACGCAUAAUGCUUAGAACACGUCGUCAUCAUGAAACUGAAGGGACCGCUGGUGUUUUUGUUUUCUCUGACGUGCUUAUUAGUCGUGAUAUUUUUAUUCAUUUCUAAUAAUAUCCUGACGUCCAGAUUGGUAAGAAUUCCCAGCGCCAGCAGAUUGGGUGCAACUACCGAUUACCAACAAAAAUGUACACCAGCGAAGAAGAUAGUUUUUGUAAAAACACACAAGACAGGCAGUACAACAACUGCAACAAUACUUGAACGAUAUGGUCAGAAGCACUCACUUGUAUUUGCUCUUCCCAAAAAAACACAUAUAUUUUCGACAACUGAAUUAUUCAACAGGACUAUGGUCACCAAAAUACCGCGUGGAAUUACAUUCAACGGAAAUAUAAUAAAUGGAUAUAACAUCCUUACAAACCAUGCAAGAUAUAACCGUCCGGAAAUGGACGCAGUGAUCCCGAAUGCAAAAUUUGUUACCAUCUUAAGAGAACCGACGACCCAGCUCGAAUCAGCCUUCGCAUACUUUCACUUGGCUGAUGGGUGGGGAUUGGAGAAUACGCCAAAUGCCUUUGAGAUGUUUAUGAAAACUCCGAAAGCAUAUUUUGAGACACCAUUUUUCAUGUCGCAUCUAUCAUUGAAUGCACAACUGUACGAUCUUGGAUUAGAUCAUCAAUUCCACAGUGACAGAUUUAAAGUAGAUUAUAAAAUCCGUCAACUGGAGAACGAGUUUGAUUUAAUAAUGAUUAUGGAAUAUUAUGAUGAAUCAUUAAUACUACUUAAACAAGUAUUGUGUUUAGAGUAUGAAGAUAUUAUAUAUAUUAAAAAAGGUGAGCGACAACAACAAAACAAAUAUGACAUAAGUCCUAAACUACGUGAAAAAAUGCGAAGGUGGAACCGCAAUGAUGCCAGGUUGUAUAACCACUUUAAUAAAACACUUUGGGAAAAAAUUAACGCAAAUAGAAAACAGUUUGACAAAGAACUUAAAGAAUUCCGAAAGCUUCAAGAUGAGGUUACAGAAAAGUGCGUCGAACACGUAACAUUAAAUGAUGGAUCAACUAAGAGACGAAUUCCAUUAAAUGGUUUAAAAGAUGAAGUUCGUUUUUGUAAAAGGAUUUUCAAGGGGGAUGGGCAUUUUGUUAAGGAUCUCCGACAGCGGUACAUUGAAUUAGGUCUCAUUAAGCCACAAGAAAAUGGAGAUGGUGAAUCUAACCAAGAUGCAAGGUACCUACAAACGCAAAUUUCAUCAACGUGCUCUCCUGCUACGCAGAUAGUUUUCAUAAAAACCCACAAAACUGGUAGUACAACAGUUGCGACAAUGCUUCAAAGAUAUGGAAAAAGUCAUAAUCUAAUCUUUGCUCUACCUAAAAUCGGACAUCUUUUCCCAAUCAAAGACCUGUUCAAUAGAGAUAUGGUUGUUAAAAUACAAACUGGGGUUACUGUGAACGGAAAGACCAUAACCGGUUAUAACAUCAUCACAAACCAUGCAAGGUAUAAUCGUGCAGAAAUGGACUCAGUGGUACCAAAAGCUAAGUUUGUAACAAUUUUAAGAGAACCGGUAGCUCAACUGGAGUCGGCUUUUGCAUACUUUGAUAUGGCUGACACAUUCGGCCUUAAGAAUACCGCGGAACCGUUAGUCAAGUUCAUGGAAAAACCGAGAGCGUAUAUGAGUCAAAGCUAUACUAAUACAUCUAUGGUACACCUAGCAAGAAAUGGACAACUAUAUGAUCUUGGGCUAGACCCAAGUCUUUAUAAAACAUCUGUUGCUAUUCGAGAUAAAAUUCGAGAAAUUGACAGAGGGUUCGAUUUAGUAAUGAUAAUGGAAUACUUUGACGAGUCGCUUGUUCUUUUAAAGAAUUUAUUGUGUUUGGAAUUUGACGACAUAGUAUACAUCGCAAAAGGCGCACGGAAUGAUAGAUAUGAAAUGGAUCCAGAACUUCGGAAAUCUAUCAGGAAAUGGAACUUCGCUGAUUCACAAUUAUAUGAAUAUUUUAAUAAAUCAUUAUGGAAUAGGAUACAGAAAAACCGGGAAAGGUUUGACAAAGAAUUGAUGCAAUUUAGAAUACGACAAAAAGAAGUUACCGAACUAUGUGUGAAACAGUAUUAUACGAUCGAUAAUGAACUUAGAAACAGAAUACCACCUAAUCGAACUGAAGACGAAAAUAAAUUCUGUAAAUCUCUAUAUGCUGGAGAUCGUAAUUUUGUUAAACGUCUUCGACAGGAAUACAUUGAUCUUAGUAUUUUUGAUAGUACUGAUUAAAAUUGUAAUAUAAUAUGUGAUUAUUAACAUUAAAAGGCAAAAUACUGAAAACAAGAAUGUUGUGGGAAUGGGAAAAUGGAUUGAGGCCUAUCCGUGGUAAAGAUCAUACAAGUUUGAAAAGCAACAGCUAAAAUUUAAACUUAGGCCUUAUAGUAAACAACCUGAAAACAAGAAUGUUGUGGGAGUGGGAAAAAUGGAGGUAUCCGUGGUAAAGAUCAUACAAGUUUGGAAAGUAACAUCAUAAUUUUAAACUUAGGCCUUAGUAAACAACCAGAAAUAGAGCUAUAGCACAGUUGCAUGAUUUUCCAUAUUGUACUUAUAUACAAAUACCUUAUUAUAUAUACAUAUACUUAUGUACAUACUGGUAUAUAAAGCCCUGUUCACAUUAUUAAAUUAUAUUUGACAAAACAUGUGACAUGCCUAAAUAUGGUCAUGAUAACAACAGCAGAGCAUGACCAUAAAUAGGCACAUCAUGACUAUAUAAGGACAUGCAACAGUUGAUUGUCAAAUUAAAUGUGAUAGUGUAGAUAGAGCUUAAGGCAAAUAACGGGUCAAAAUGCUAUCAGGUAUACAUCACAAAAUGUAUUUUGAAAAAUAGCGACAAUGUUUCUUAUAAAACUUUUAGAUCCAUCUUAGAAUCCCAUAUCCUAUUCUUAGAACCUGCUUCUUUUAUACCAAGUGGCAUAACAAUCCUGUAAUGUAU
Molecule: messenger RNA, 2971 nt
Organism: Anneissia japonica
Lineage: Eukaryota; Metazoa; Echinodermata; Crinoidea; Comatulida; Comatulidae
Exons: 3
Coding region: 46-2268 (740 amino acids)
Biological process (GO): glycolipid biosynthetic process
Cellular component (GO): membrane
Molecular function (GO): galactosylceramide sulfotransferase activity
Source: RefSeq, a predicted model, not a curated record